This is a messenger RNA of Orycteropus afer afer, 1836 nucleotides long. It is a transcript of the gene IL4I1, whose product is annotated as interleukin 4 induced 1. Gene Ontology annotation, biological process: amino acid catabolic process. NCBI's taxonomy places the organism in Eukaryota, Metazoa, Chordata, Mammalia, Tubulidentata, Orycteropodidae. The record is from RefSeq and is a predicted model, not a curated record. Gene Ontology annotation, molecular function: polyamine oxidase activity; L-amino-acid oxidase activity.
AUGGGCGCUGAGAGAGCACCCCAGAGCCAGCCAUGCACCCCGCGUCUCCUCAUCCUCGUCCCCGCCCUCCUCAGCCUGGCAGCCUCCCUGGCCAGGAAGGCCACGCACCCCCAGGACCCCUUAGACAAAUGCCUGGAGGAUCCUGACUAUGAGCAGCUGCUCAAGGUCGUGACCUUGGGCCUCAACAGGACCUCCAGGCCCCAGAGGGUGAUUGUGGUUGGGGCUGGCGUGUCCGGACUGGUGGCCGCCAAGGUGCUCGGCGAGGCUGGGCACAAGGUGACUGUCCUGGAGGCAGACAACAGGGUCGGAGGCCGCAUCUUCACAUACCGGGAUGAGAAGACCGGCUGGAUCGGGGAGCUGGGGGCCAUGCGCAUGCCCACCUCGCACAGGAUCCUCCACAAGCUCUGCCAGACGCUGGGGCUCAACCUGACCCGCUUCGUCCAGUACGACGAGAACACGUGGACGGAGGUGAACAGUGUGAAGCUGCGCAACUACGUGGUGGAGAAGAUGCCUGAGAAGCUGGGCUACAACCUGCGCCCCAGGGAGAGGGGCCGCUCGCCCGAGGACAUCUACCAGAUGGCCCUCAGCAAGGCCCUCAAGGACCUCAGGACGCUGGGCUGCAGAAUGGCCCUGCAGGUGUUUGAAAGGCACACGCUCCUGGAAUACCUCCUCGGACAGGGGAACCUGAGCCAGCCGGCUGCGCGGCUCCUGGGAGACACGAUGGCCAAGGACGGCUUCUUCUACCUCAGCUUCGCGGAGGCCCUGCGCGCCCACAGCUGCCUCAGCGACCGGCUCCGGUACAGCCGCAUCGUGGGUGGCUGGGACAUGCUGCCGCGCGCCCUGCUGAGCUCGCUGUCCGGACCGAUGCUGCUGCAGGCUCCGGUGGUGGCAGUGAAGCAGGCGGCACACGAGGUGUACGUGCACGUCUCCACGUCGCGCGGGGCCGGCCAGCAGAAGGUGCUGACCGCCGACAUGGUGCUGCUGACGGCGAGCGGGCCGGCGCUGCGGCGCAUCGCCUUCUCGCCGCCGCUCACGCACACGCGGCAGUACGCGCUGCGGGCUCUGCACUACGUGCCGGCCACCAAGGUCUACCUAAGGUUCCGCCGGCCCUUCUGGCAGGACGAACACAUCGAGGGCGGCCACUCGAGCACCGACCGCCCGUCGCGCGUCAUCUUCUACCCGCCGCCGCGGGAGGGCGCGCUGCUGCUGGCCUCGUACACGUGGUCUGACUCGACGGCGUCCUUCGCCGGCCUGAGCACGGACGAGGCGCUGCGCGUGGCGCUCGACGACGUGGCGGCGCUGCACGGGCCCAUCGUGUACCGGCUCUGGGACGGCAGCGGCGUGGUCAAGCGCUGGGCCGAGGACCCGCACAGCCAGGGCGGCUUCGUGGUGCAGCCGCCGACCUUCUGGCACCCGGAAAAGGAGGACGGGCGCACCGUCGACUGGGCGGUCCCCUACGGCCGCGUCUACUUCGCUGGCGAGCACACAGCCAACCCACACGGCUGGGUGGAGACGGCCGUCAAGUCGGCGCUGCGGGCCGCGCUCCGGAUCAACCACCGGGGCCUGCCCGGGCACAAGGCCGAGCCCGUGCAGGUCGCCGGGAGCAGAACCACUAGCGCGCUGGUUGGGCGGGCUCGCCCCUGGGGACCCCCGGAAGCUGCCCUCUGCUGCUUCCUGCACAGAGGGGCUCCGCAGGUGGCGAGGGACAGAGGGGACACCCCGCUGUGGCCCCUGGCCAUCACGGGCGGAGACGAGAGGAGACACAGGCGGGUCCGGAGGCAAACCACCGACGACCGGGUUGACGACGGACCGGCUAUUCCCAGUGACCGGCAUUAG